CAUGAUCUGCGUGACAUCUCCUGCCCACCCCGACUGGUGACUUCCGUUCCUCGACGUGAUCCUCCUCUCGGAGACAUGCCUCGCGCCAUCAUCCAGCACUCAGCACUGGCGGAUCCUUUCCUUGCCGCGUCACAUCCAGUCCAUGCAUUGAAAGCGGUUUGUUUUUUUUUUUAACCAGCCGAUACCUUUCACCGCUGGCAGCGUCUCAUAUUCACCACCACCACCCCGCAUGUUCCUCCCCACUCGCAUGGAUAAACCCCCUCGAAAGCAUCUCCGACUAGCGCAAUGACGUCCCUCCCUGCACCUCCAGCGACGCAAGCCUCAUUUCUUGGCAUACGUUUAGUUCACUGUGCCGUCGUGCUCGUUCUCUUGGCGCUAGCGCACCUUGCGCGCGUCCCCCGCCAUCACGAUCCGCUUGAAGCCGCGUCUCAGGCGUCCCUGGAACCGCCCAUCAGCGCCGAUCUUGCCGCCGCCGCCUUCUCGCGCGGGCUCCUCGCACUGGCAUCGUGGAACGAGGAGGCGGCGGGGCGCAGCGGGAAGCAAUGGGAGCAGCACGAGUCCUCGGAGGAGGGAGAGCGGCAGCCGCACGAGAAAGAGCAGGGUUUUCGAGGAGAUUCGCGGAUUACUCGCGUGGCUGCGUUCAACGUGGAUCGCGCAGUGAUCUUCCUCCACCAGCGAAGGCAGAAGCAAGGGCGGGAAUUGCGAGCAGCGCGAUUCCGAGUCGUGCCGCUUGCCGCGCCACCGGAAGCAGGCAACGUGACGUGGGACGACCUCUACCCGGAGAUGAACUACGACCGCUCCAACUUCACUUGCCCUGCUGUGCCCCGCGCGCCGUGGGAGGAGAGAGACGAGACGCAUGACGUGGCAGACGCCGUGGUCGCGGUGGUGCCGUGUCGCCCGGCGAAGGACUCGCUGGCGAGGGACGUGCGAUGGCUGCAGCUGAUGCUGUCGCUCGCACGCUUCGCCAGUCAGUCCCGCCGUCCCUGGAUGCCCAUCGUCAUCGUCUCCUCCUGCCGUCCGCCGCCCAACCUUUUCCACUGCCGCUUUCUCGCGCGCGCGCAGCCAUCUCCGUUUGCCGCUGUGAAUGGAGGGGCGGAGGGCGAUGUGUGGGUGUACAACGUGACGGCACGCGACAUGCGCGCGCGCAUCCAACCCGCGGGGUCCUGCGCCUUGGCGCAACCCACCGCCCACGGCGCCGCCGUCGCGCGACCCCCCUCGUCGGGCCGUCCACGCUUCGCCUUCGCCACGAUGCUGCACAGCAAGGACGACUACGCCUGCGGCGCCAUCGUGCUCGCGCACUCCCUCCGCGCCACCGGCCUCGCGCUGCCGCCCUCCCUUUUCACCAGCGCCCCUGCAGGCAGCGACUCCAGAGAAGCAGGAGGCGGAGCGCAGCGCUUUGAGGCGGAGCUGGUGGCGCUGGUGUCGGCGGAGGUGGGGGCGGAGAGCCGGAAGGGGCUGCAGGCGGCGGGAUGGCGGAUCGUGGAGAUCGAGCGCAUCAGGAACGUGUGGGCGAAAAAGAGGAGCUUUAAAGAAUGGAACUACAGCACGCUGCGGCUGUGGCAGUUGACGGAGUACAAGCGCGUUGUGUACAUGGAUUCUGACAUCGUCGCCCUGCGCCCGCUCACGCACCUUUUCCUCUACCCCGAGAUGUCCGCCGUCCUUAGUAUCGAAUCCCGCUUCAAUGCCGGCUUCAUGGUCAUCGAGCCCGUGCUCUGCACGUUCCACUUCCUUAUGGCGCACAUCCGCACCAUCGUGUCCAGCAAUGGCGGUGCCCAGAACUUUUUUAACAACGUGUUCACGUGGUGGCACCGCCUGCCGGAGUCCAGCAACUUCCUCAAGCUCAUCGGGACGCCGCAGGGCCACCCUGGUCGCGACCAGGAGGUGGCGGCCCAGACUGCUCUGUUCUCAGCUGACCCCCCCCAGCUGCACGCCAUUCACUACUUGGGGCGCAAGCCGUGGUACUGCUUCCGCGAUUUUGACUGCAACCACCUGCUCCCGUACAUGCAGAAAUUCGUCAACGACGCGGCACACAGGCGCUGGUGGCAGGUGCACGAUGCCAUGGACGAGAGGCUCAAGCCCUGGUGCUUGCUGACGGAGGAGCAGAAGAAGGGGCUGUGGGGUGCCAUGGAAAAGCGCAGACAGGAGGGGGCUGACCCUGAGAUGUGGAACUUCACAGUCACCGAUCCGAGGAAAGACCUGGCGCUGCCUUGGGGGGUGGAAGUAGGUGGGAGGAAAGGUGGCCAACGAACAUGGAGCGAGUGGCUUGGAGGUCGGAACUGGCACUAGUAGCAGCUCGUUGACCUCAAGACACGAGAGCAGGGAGGGAGAAAGACAUGCGGGCAGGGAGGGAGAAAGUCAUGAGAUAUGUUGAGACGUCUUUGUUGUUUUGGGUGUAUGCAUUAUAUCUUUGUUAUAUAAUUGGGAGGCUUGGUAGUUACUGAAACCUUCUGUAGAGGGUACAACCCCCCUCUUUGUAUCC
Molecule: messenger RNA, 2479 nt
Organism: Closterium sp. NIES-67
Lineage: Eukaryota; Viridiplantae; Streptophyta; Zygnematophyceae; Desmidiales; Closteriaceae
Source: the annotation of a GenBank genome assembly